AUGCUUCAGGAAGAAGAGGACCUCCCCUAUGAGGAGGAAAUAAUUCGAAGUCCUUAUUCUGUGAAGUUCUGGAUCAGGUACAUUGAGCACAAGGCCAAAAAGGGCUCCAAUACAGCACUGAAUCUGCUCUAUGAGCGAUCUCUUAAGGAACUUCCUGGAAGGUACGGUUGAGCUUGUGUGUAUAGUCCACUUGUGGUUAAAUCAAAAGAUAAACAAAAUAUCAUAGUGGAUGCUCUCCAAGCAGAUGCUCUUGAGAUGUGAAAAGGGUGGUAAGUAUGUGUUAGUGGGACUUUCAAAGUAAAAUAUGCUUAUUAUUAAAUAUCAUAUUUUUUGCCUAAAUUAUUUCAGCUACAAGAUCUGGUAUCUGUAUUUGAAAGAAAGAAGAAGACAAGUCAGAGGGAGGUUCGUAGGAGUAAUAAUAUUUUUUAAAUUAUAUUUUUGAUAAAAUAAUGGAAAUCGAGGAGUAAUUCUCAUCAUGUCAAACAUGGUUUGUUUAAACUGAUAUCAAGAGGAAAAUUAAACUGUGAUGUAAAUCUUGUUGAAGUGUGUUCCAUAAAUCAUUCAAAUUGAACAUAUAUUCAAAAUAUGUGUGCAAAGUAAAAGCUGAACACUUUAAUAUCUGAAUUUUCUCCUCAGGCCUAUUACAGACCCUGCUUAUGAGGACAUAAACAAUGCAUUUGAAAGAUCUCUUGUCUUCAUGCAUAAGGUGUGGUGAGCUGAAUCUCAAGCAACUUCAGCGAAAAAUGUAGAAAGCUCAAUUUUGAUGAUUUAAAAUGCAAUGAUUAAAACAGACCCCAGCACAAGGCUUCUACUCCUGUCUAUUAUUUCAAGUAGAUUUCAAAAUAUAAAAGUCGUUUAAUUUCAAGAUGACGACAUUUCCUACUCCUUUAUUAUUUCAUGUGGCUUUUUAAUGCUGGAAUCUUUUAAAUUCUACUAAGAGAAACUGUGUUGUCAAUACUUACUGAUAGUUAUACAAUUGCUAGAUGCCAAGGAUCUGGAUAGACUAUUGUCAGUUUUUAGUGGAUCAGUGUAAAGUGACAAGAACAAGGCGCACAUUUGACAGAGCAUUGAGGGCACUGCCAAUAACACAACACCGUCGGAUCUGGCCUUUGUAUCUUAAGUUUGUUCGCAAGUACCACAUUCCUGAGACAGCAGUCAGAGUCUACCGAAGAUACUUAAAGGUUUGUUCACUCAACUUCUUUCAAACAAUUAUGAGAUUUUCUAAGCCAAUUAGGAAGACAUUGCACAUUAUACAACUGAGAGAAAGAUUUUAUAUCUGUGGUCAAUAAUGAUGGACAGAGUAAAUAUUCAUUUCAAAUCAAUCAUAGGUUUCAUUGAUAUUUGUCUUGGUAUUGCUUUAAAUCAUGUUGUGUUGUCAAAGCUAAAUGGCAGAGAUCAUGUGAGGAAAUUUUCACUUUAAGUUGAUAAUACAGUAAAAUAGUUAUAAUUCUGCUCUACAUGUACAUGUAUUUGCCUCUUGUUUAGCUCAGAUUGAGUUGCUCCUGUGAAUCUUUCCUAGAAUUUCCUAGCUUGUGAUCUGUAGAUUGUUGCUUGUGAUCGUGGUUAUAAUAUAGUAUGGUGUUAAGAGACAGUCUAAAAUUAGAUAAAGAGGAAAUCUAUUUUGUAAAUUUUUGUUUAAAAAAGUUGGAGCCAGAAAACACAGAAGAUUACAUUGAUUAUUUGAAGUCUGUUGGAUGGCUGGAUGAAGCAGCAACACGACUCGCUUUCAUUGUUAACAAGGUAUUGGUCAAUGCUACUAGUUAUGUUACCCUAUGACACAAAAACAAUACAGCGUAGUUGAAUAGCACAAUCCCAUUAUACUAAUUUUGAAAGAGAUGAUGCUCUAAAUAUUAACUUUAGAAACUCUUUGUGUGGGCCAAUUUACAUUAGUAACUUAAUUGAUAAAACCACUUGAUCCAACACGAAUACCCACCACCAACACAAUACCACAGUUUCUUUAGGAAAUUAUCCCCUUUAAUAGAUUAUACUAAUAUUUAUUUGCUUGUAUUUUUCAGGAAAAAUUUGUGUCCAAGGAAGGAAAAUCAAACCACAAGGUAGUACAUCAGCAAGUUUCUCUCCAUAGACUGUUACUAUAGUAACUUUAAGUAACCAAUCAAAAUGAAAAUAAUUCCAAUAAAAUUCAAUUUUUCCAAUCAGUGCUUAUGCAAAGAGUACAGAGAGUUUAGAUGGAAUUUAGUGGUGUGUUUCUUGUAAUAGGAUUGGUUACUUAGGUGUUUGUUGGUGAUCUUGGUAGUUGUCAAACUUUAAGACCUUUGCUCUAUAACAAGCUGGGAGAAAAUUUCAUAAACAGCAUUUGUUUUAGUUCUCAAUUGCAAUAGUUUCCAGAGAUUUUUACUUCUUUUUCAGCUUUGGCAAGAACUUUGCGACCUUAUCUCUAAGAACCCUGAUAAGGUAAGGAAAUUUAAGUAACCAGAUUUGAAAGAAAUCUCCCAUGGAUGACCUGAUCAGGCUCUUCUCUGUAACACUUGGGAUGGAUUACUAUUUUAUCUCUAGAUAAAGAGUCUCAAAGUUACUGACAUUAUCCGUGGAGGUUUGCGGCGAUUUUCUGACAGUUUGGGACAGCUUUGGAAUUCAUUGGCUGAUUUUUUUAUAAGAAGUGGACACUUUGAAAAGGUGAAGCCUCUGCUAUUGGUUUUUUUUUUUCAAGAAUUUGUGAUGUAUUUUGUUAAAACAUUAUAUUUGUUACAUGAUAACAAGUACACAAGGAAACAAGAAAUUACAAUAUAACAAGUGUGAAAAAUUUUAAAUUGUUUAACAAAACAAUUUAGAUUAUUACACAAAUUCUUUUAUAAAAGCAUUAAAUUAAAAAUAUAUACUUUGUAAACCUACCUGUCAAGAUAUUUGACAGUGUAAUGUGGAUAUCUUUUUUUUUUCAGGCGCGAGAUGUUUAUGAGGAAGCUAUUCAAACAGUUAUGACUGUUAGAGACUUUGGUCAGGUACUGCACAUCAUUCCAACCUGUAGUUUUCUGUCAACAGCACUGCUCAGCUCCUGUUUUCACUUCAUUGUUCCACCCUUGAAAUGUGUUGGAGAUAGUGACUUGUACUGUAGACUGAAUUUGAUGUUCCAUUCUUCACUUACACAUGGAUAUUUGUAGAAUGUUUUGGAGAGAAUAGUCAAAGAGUUGUUUUUGACCUAAUUCCCCACGAUGGUCUGAUGACCAAUGAGAUUGACUUUUGAUUUAUGUAGUUAUUGAUUGUUUAGGUUUUUGAUGCCUAUGCACAGUUUGAGGAAAGUAUGAUCAGUGCCAAGAUGGAAACAACAUCAGAGAUGGGUCCUAGUGAAGAAGGUACAAUGAUAUUGUUAUUGUGUAGGGUAUUUGUUACUGCAAGUGAGAUUAACAUGUAGCUAAUACUUGCUAGUUAAUUUCUACCUUAAAUUAUCAUGGCCUCCUUGUCUUCAUAAUCAGAUGACAUUGACUUGGAACUUAGAAUGGCAAGAUUUGAACAUUUGAUGGACAGAAGGCCACUGUUACUGAGCAGGUAUGUGAUAAAGGUAACCUUGAGUGUGCACAAACAUGCAUUUUUGAGAGAAAAAGUAAGUUUUGUCUGGAAGUUCUCUCCAUGAUGAUCGAACAGUAUUUUUUGAUGGAUAUUUUUGACAGUUUUUCGGUGAUUAUCAUCCAUAACUAAUUGGUCUUUCUCUUUUUUGAGCAUCAUGUGCAUUUUUCUCUCACAGUUUAGCUUUUGGUGUGUUACUCUUAGGCAAGAUUAAUUGAUAAAAAGCCUGAUUUGCUAUCAAUACUAGCAAAACUUCCCUGUGAAGAACAUGGAAUUUAUUUUCCCAUCACUUUGAACUGUAAGACUUUUUCAAACCCUCUCGCAUGUGACAUUUGCUUGGAAUGGUAAAACAUACAAAUGUAUGGCUGUAUAUUGUUUGUAUGGAUGUAUUUUCUUUGUGGUUAUCAUUCUGAGUAUUUUCCCAUUUUAAACUUUGUCUUAGUGUCCUUUUACGUCAAAACCCUCACAAUGUCCAUGAGUGGCACAAAAGAGUUAAACUGUAUGAGGGAAAACCCAAAGAGAUCAUCAACACAUACACAGAGGCUGUACAGACAGUGGAGCCAAAGCUAGCAUCCGGCAAGCCCCAUACCCUGUGGGUGGAGUUUGCUAAGUUCUACGAGCAGCAUGGUCAACUAGCUGAGGCACGAGUUAUAUUUGACAAGGCUACUAAAGUGAAUUACCGCAAGGUGGAUGAUUUGGCGAGUGUGUGGUGUGAGUUUAGUGAGAUGGAAAUCAGACAUGAGUAAGUAUGGUCCUUAGAGUGGAAAUAGAAAAAAUAUUCAAAAGAGGUUGGAAAUUGCUUCCAACACAUUUUAACUUUGGAGAGUUUGCACUAGAUGCUAUGUUAAUUGUGUGAAUAAAAAUGUGUUUUACAUAAGCUCAUCAACUAAUUAUAAAGCAGACCAAUUACAAACAAACGACCAUUGAUUCUAUUUUAAGGGAGUUUUUAGCCUUAAGAUGGCAGGAUUCCGAAUUCUAAUAUUGUUUUUCCUGGCAGCCUUUGCAUAAACCUCGAAAUCCAAAAGGUCGUGGUAUUGUUGCCAUCUUAGAGGGAAAAUACCAGAAGGAUUCAAAUUUUGUGGGCUCCAUUCAAGAAAAACGGCGUAUCCCCUUAAGAAAACUGUUGAGUACAUAACAAAUUGGUUGUGUUCAUCGCAAUAUUUGUGCUUUGUAUAAGACUGCCUACAACUCAAAGGAAACUAUUAGUUUCAUUGGUAACGUACAAAAAACACAAAAGAGGGAGUAGUAAAGUACAAAGAUGGUUGAGGAUGGGAUAGAACACUUUGGAUUAAAUAUCGAACCUGACAAAGUUAGGUUAGAUUUUUCAAAAUGUAACAACAAUAAAGUAGCGAUUUUAAAUAUAUUUUAACGACUAACGUGUUAUUUACCAGUGUCCAGCCUUGCUGUCAUGCUUUUGUAAGGCAUUCGUUUGAAAGCCUCUUCUUGCCACAUUUGGCUAACAGUGUCUAUUCUUUAGUUUUAGUCUAACACAUUUUUCUUUUGGUUUUUAACAACAACUUGAAGAAAUUAUCAGCAAGCCCUUAAUCUGAUGAGACGAGCUACAGCCAUGCCUUCUACUAAAACUGAUUACUAUGAUGAGGUGAGUGGCUCAGCACGUCAGAGUGUAAUGUGCCAGUAAAACUUUAUCAAUAAAAACUAAUUUGUUAUUUCUUUAUUUGUUAUUUACUAGAGUGAAACUGUUCAAAAACGAGUCUACAAGUCACUGAAAUUGUGGUCCAUGUAUGCAGACUUGGAGGAGAGCCUAGGCACAUUUCAGGUGACCAUGGCAACGUCUCGUUUUUAUCGAUCUUGUUAGAUAAAGUUGCAAAGCGUAUCACGCAUGCGAUACAAUUACAAACGUAUGUGUAACUGCUGAUGCAAACGCACGUGCAGCUAAUAAAAUCAAAUAUUUCCUCGUUCGACAACCAAGCUUACGCAUUCACUCAUUCGAUUCGCUUUUUUAACCAGUGUCGAGAAAGUUGUAUACGUAAAGGUUGUUAGCAAUUCAAACAACUAUCAUGUGCAUUUGAUUUUCAAACCUUUUUUUUUUAUUUUUUAUUUUUUCAUGUGAAAGCUUGCUUGAGAUGUCUCAAGAUGCCUGCUUUAUUACGUUUCUCAAACUUUUUUUUUAUUAUUUGUACAUGUUUUCAGUCCACCAAAGCUGUGUAUAAUCGCAUUCUAGAUCUGCGGAUAGCAACUCCUCAGAUUAUUAUCAACUUUGGUACGUUUCUUGAGGAACAUCGCUACUUUGAGGAAGCUUUCAAGGUCAGUAAAACUCGACGGACUGGUCACAUUUCUUUGCCGUUUCGUGCGAAGAGGUAAAAAGAAUUGGAAUCGAACAAACAACUGUUAUGAGAAUUAAAAGGAAGGCUGGCCAGCGAAUACGUCAUGUAGUAGUCUUUUUUAAAUCUGUGUUUACAAUAAAUUCUAACUCCCUGCACGGCAAGGUAUUUUUCCAAACUUUUAAGAUAGGAACUUUGAAUAGCUGUGGGAAGUUUUUUAAAUGGGUAAGUUCAUACGCUAAAUCCUAUAAGCGCGCUCGUAAUCCUUGAGUUGAGUAUUUGAGUAUUUUUUUUUUAGUGUUGAGUAUUUUAGUGAAACAGUCCAGGCACACGUAUUAUAAACGACGUACAAGUAUCUUGCAAAUUAUACGACAAAAUAAUACUUGUGUAUAUUUUGUAUUGUUAGAUAUAUGAGCGGGGAGUGUCGAUGUUCAAGUGGCCGAAUGUGUUUGAUAUCUGGAAUACCUACCUCACAAAGUUUAUUCAAAGAUAUGUAAGUUUGGUAUCUUCAGUGGGUUAAUAAUUUUUAUGUUACUCUCCUGUUUGGUCACUUUUAGUUGCUAAGCUAUUUUAAAGACCAGGAAUAUUUAUUAACUUGAUUGAAUGUUCAAUCGUUUGUUUUGAUUAGUAGAUUAUUGGUAAGGUUUGGCUCAAUUAUUUCCUUGAAUUGCUCUCUCGUAUUUUAUCCCCCAGUUCUGUGUAUUGGUUUGUUGGUUACUUGGUAACUUUUGCUCAUUUAUUUUUUUUUUUUCAUUUUUCCAAGGGAGGCGCAAAACUCGAGCGUGCACGAGACCUCUUUGAACAAGUCCUUGAGGGCUGUCCUGCCAAAUUCGCUAAAUGUAAGAUUGAAUUUAUUCCGGUCUUAUUCCAUUACUUUUUUAUUCCCUUAUAACGUUACCCUCAAACCUCUGUACGUUUUGAACAUUUUCCUUUCCAGCUUUCUAUUUACUGUACGCUAAACUCGAAGAGAAUCAUGGUCUUGCCCGUCACGCUAUGUCAAUCUACGAGAGAUCUACCAAAGCAGUGUUGCCAGAGGAGCAGUUUGAGGUAUGAAUUAAGAAGAUUGCUAUUUUCUGUAAUCAAAGUUGAAAUUUUCAUUACACUUUCGAGUUUGAGCACAUUUAGUUUUAAAAACUAGGCACCGAAGAAACUCUCAGCAACCAGUAUUUGGGACAUGUAAUCAUAACGAAAAGCAUUAUGUGACAUCUGGAAAAUAGUUGGAAAGGUGAUAAGGUAUUGGGUCAGCACAUAAAAAGUAAUUUGAAUAUGAAAACAAUACAGCUUCUUAGGACUGAUAUAUUUUAUCCCCAGGUCGUGUUAUUUCAAGCUUACUAAGUUUGCACUGGCUAAAAAUACUUACAGCUGAGACCAAUCCAUUGUUACCACUAAGACUGCUUUUUUUUUCAUGGUGAAUUUUUACUCCUAGCCGCCAUUUUGGAGAUUGGAUAGUCUCUUGAACCUACUUUUCCAAUACAAGCAAUCUUUCAAUUUUUUAUUUUUUCGUUGUUGUGUCAUCGUAGAUGUUCAACUUGUAUAUCAAGCAAGCUGCGGAGAUUUUCGGUGUCACCCACACGCGUGAAAUCUAUGAAAAAGCGAUUGAAGUGCUACCAGACGAACAAGCCAGGUAAAUUUCUUUUAAACAGAUUUGAACCCAGCAUAAUGUUUUCCUUGAACGAGUAAAAUUAGAUAUCAAGUCACCUUUUCAGAGUCAGAUGUCCAACGCAAGCCAUGGCUAACAUUAGAAAAUGUUAAUUGUCUUCAUCUGUCAUUUUAUUAAAGUUUUAGUAGUAUUGCCAAAACAUUGUUAGUUUGUUUACAUAUUUUGUUUUCAGGUGGAGAUUUUUUGGUUUAUUCUAGUUUUUCUUUUGAUUGCCUGGUCUAGUUAACUGCAAGGUUUUGUUUAGAAACCUAUUGGAAUACCUAGUUUGUGCUCAGAUACACUGGAGUUGUCCGGAGUCAAGCGUAUUCCCACUGAAGCGAGUGAUUAAGAAGCCCGCCAAUCCGGUUUUGUUAAUUUUUCAGGGAGAUGUGCAUCAGAUUUGCCGACCUUGAGCGCAAACUGGGAGAAAUUGACCGAGCCAGAGCUAUUUACAUGCACUCUUCACAAAUGGCUGAUCCAAGGGUUUGUUCUUAUAUCGUUGUAGUGUGUUUUUUAUUUAUCAAAGUUGAGACUAAAAGUAUGAUUUUCGUUUGUUUCCAGACCACUCCAACUUUCUGGAAAGUGUGGCAUGACUUCGAGGUUCGCCAUGGAAACGAAGAUACCUUCCGAGAAAUGUUACGUAUUAAGAGGAGCGUGCAGGCUCAGUUUAAUACUCAGGUCAGUGGGUUCUUUAAACGACGCCAUUAUUAUUGUCACUUCAGUGAAUCACUCACACGGGACACAGUCACAUGAAAACCAGUUACGAAAAGAGAUAUUUGUGUACUUAAGUCCUUCGAAUGACUGAUCAGAUAACAACUGCUUAUAAUUAUUUUUGCAGGUCAAUUUCAUGUCUGCGCAAAUGUUGGCAGCGGCUGCUAGCAAAUCUGCAGGGGCAGGUAUGUUGUUUAAGUGAGGCUUCCAAGUUUGAUGCUAAAUAUUCAAUUGUAUCAACGACUCCUCUUGGAUUCCAAGUGUUAAUUCUUGUCCUUGUUCUGAUGGUUUUUCUCGGUGAUCUCACAUUUUCUGCCCUAAAUUCGAUUUAUUUUCCAUCUGAUUAAGUAGGAACAGAAGAGGCUGUGUCCGAUGACAUGCAGCUACUAGAACAGCAGGCUCAGGCUGUGGCAGCAGCUAAGGCUAAGACAGACGUAGCCGCCAAGUUGAAGGAGAAAGUCUUGUUUGUUAGGUGAGGGUGAAAUUGAGUUUGAUAAUCAUGAUGCCAUGCUUAAUUUAGAAUUCAAAUGCCAAAGAUUUGAGUUCCAUAAAGUCGGCUCACUGUAGUUCUUUUUUGGUAUCUUUCAGGGCUGAAACAAGUCAAGGCGAUAAUGAAAACAAUGAACCAGUUGCCAACCCCGAAGAGAUCGACAUUGAUGAUGAUGAUGACGACGACGACGAGGAUGAGAACAGAGAUGAAGAGGGUAAAGGUGUUUCUAUAAUUUAAUCACGUGGGGGGGGCUCUUUAUGAGGCACCUCUAACAAGAGGACGUCUUCCUACGAAAGACACGAACUUUAAAAAUACUCCUAUAUCACCUUUUUAAGUUCGGCCCUCAUCGAAGGGACCUGUUUAUACAGGGAAGACUUUUUAACUCCUGAGGUCGCCCACAUCAUGGAGGAUCCACUGUUUAUCACACUUGUAAUACUGUGCGAGCUGAUUGGCGAGACAAGAGCUGUGACUCGUUUAGAGUCUCGUUGCAAUUUUGUAAAUCAGUUUUCAGUCGCGAACAUUGAUCAGGCUGUAACGUUCAAGUUCACCUCACGCCAUACAAAUUUGGUAUCCUGAAUGCUUAAAAGAGGCAUACAGGCUCAACGUUUUAAAACACUUCUUUUGGGAGCGCUAGCUGAAUAGUUUUAAAGGAAAUAGAUUUCGUCGUCGUUUUAUGAAGAACUUAUAUAAUGGAUGCCAGAUUGCCGAGAUCUCGGUCUGCAGGCCAUGGAUUCACACGCUUAGCGGCCUUUUUUGUGGGCGCCAUCUGGCGCUUUGCUGUGGAUCCGCAAAAAAGUGCGGCGAGGCUGUCAGAAGGAUACGGAAAAAUUGAAGAAAUUUAGCGAAGUAAUAACGAAG
Messenger RNA from Pocillopora meandrina, 9499 nucleotides. The record is from the annotation of a GenBank genome assembly. Lineage: Eukaryota; Metazoa; Cnidaria; Anthozoa; Scleractinia; Pocilloporidae.